Messenger RNA from Caenorhabditis elegans, 1222 nucleotides. It is a transcript of the gene Y49F6B.8, whose product is annotated as BTB domain-containing protein. The record is from RefSeq and is marked reviewed. Bases 41 to 1189 code for a protein of 382 amino acids. Lineage: Eukaryota; Metazoa; Nematoda; Chromadorea; Rhabditida; Rhabditidae. The transcript is spliced from 7 exons.
UUUCCUACUAUUUGCACUACAAUUGCACAAAAUUAAGCAGAUGCAUAGAGUAAAAGAGUAUCAACUCGCAGACAAUAUAGUCACCUUCAACCAUCAUCACAGUUUUAAAAUUCCUCCAAAAAAUGCUCGACCAACUGAUGUGUCUAUUAUUUUCCAAGAGCAAUUUGCCACGGUUUUUGAGGGAAACAUGCUAAAAUGGGUUCUUCAACUCAAUCGGUAUCCGCUUGAUUCCCCAUGGAAACUCAAAUUGGUGCAAAGGGCAAUUCGUGAUAAAUAUCCACCACCCCAAAAAAUACAAUUCACAUUGAAUGUGAUGGAAAAAGAUGGAAGUGUUGAGAACAGCCUCAAAUAUGUACUCGAUGGACAAAUAAAUGAAGGAAGAGUCGCAAUGGAAUCAAAGACCUUUCGAACUGAUCCACACGGAAAAGAUCUCUCAGAGUUGAUGGUCUCCGCAGAGAAGAAUGAACAAGAACUUGAAUUGGAAACUCAGUGGGUGUACGAUCGAGACGAUUUCGCGGAUUUGAAGUACUUGUUGGAAGAAGGAGCACCAAUUGAAACAGAAACUUCUGAAAGCAACUUCGAUGCAAUUACUGCAAAAUUCCCAAAAAAUCUGAAACUCAUCACAUCUGAUGGAACUCAAUUCGUGAUGACUAACAGUGAGAUGGUCUGUCUGGCUUCUGGGUACUUCCGUGCAUUUUUGACGGAGCACACCACAGAGCUCACCGUUGAAUGCUCCGAUGUGGAGGCUAUUAACAUCUGUCUCGUAUACAUGGUCACCAGACAUUACAAAAAGCCUGCCCAGCUCACACCAAGAUUGGCUUCUGAGAUAUCAUCUUUGGCUGAGCAUUGGUUCACCAAUCCUGAUUCGGAAAAGCUGAGAAGCUCGCUCGAAAAACAUCUUUGUCUGGAGCUGCAGACGAACUAUGAGGACCUUCCAUAUGUCUGCAAUUUGAUGAUCAUCGCUGAGGACGCCAAGUUUCGAAACGUUGAAACGUGCUGCAUUGCCACUAUCGUGUCUUACCAUGCACACGAUUUCAUUCGAACUAUGAUUCAUACGAGACACCCACUCAGCUUGCGUUUGUCUACUCCUGGAGCAAAUCAUCCUGACUCACUGGCCGAACAAGUGACGGAUGCUUAUUAUCAGUCGUUGAAGGCGAAGUCGUGUAUCAACGCCAUUUCGGAUGAUUAGCUCUUUACUUGUUCAAUAAAGCAUUUUAUUAGA